Struthio camelus australis is the source of this 10167-nucleotide messenger RNA. NCBI's taxonomy places the organism in Eukaryota, Metazoa, Chordata, Aves, Struthioniformes, Struthionidae. The record is from RefSeq and is a predicted model, not a curated record.
CUAAAUGCAUGUUUUAUGCUCGAGCUGUGCAUGUGUGCCUAGACCCCAUGGGUGUUCAGGCAGUGUGAAGAAUCACGCCCCAAGGCAGAUUCUGCGCCCACCAAAGUUCUGGCAGGCUGUGGAGGUCUUUCAGCUCUUCCUCCCCUGGCAGCCCAGCAGGAACCAAGUGCAAAGAGGAGAAACCAGCCUGUUUUCUGGUGGCCCCGCAAGCCACAGUAGGACUGUCUGUAGCACCCUGAGCGGAGUACGUGUUUGAACCUCUGCAGGAUCCAAGUUGCGCUGAACAGAGUCUGGGUAGCCACCACUUUUUGCUGGUACCCACAGCACAUGGGGUCCGUCCGCCAGCGGUGGUCCCAGGAACGAAGGGCUGAUGCAAAACAGCGCUGAGGCUCGCUGCUUCUUCAGCGUUGCAUAAGAGUGGCUUGGGUUUAACUUGCUUCAAAACUUUUUUGCCUUUCUACACAGAUCUCUUAGCUCUCUCUGCUAAAUACUAAGAGGAGGAGGAACAGUGCUUUUAGCAGAGCUAUGCGUAUGUGUGUGUGAAGGCAGCAAUCUUCCACUGAAGCAGUUCUCUUGGGAACAGCCAUAUUAAAAUCAUUCAGGAAAAUAGUUGCUGUUGGUGUCUCUUAUAUGGUUAGGCAGGAUGAAGAUGAGCACUGGCCUUGUCUCUGAGCAAGCAUUACUACUAAUACGUUUGUAAUAAGGGUGUAUAGGCCUAAACCAUACCUGGAACAUCUCCUUCAGGCACAAGUAUUUGCAGUAAGCUGCCAAGCAGGGACCUGAGCUCUCUGGCUAAGCGGCGCUUGGGUGAGGAGAGCAAUUGUAGCAGGCUUUUGUGAGGCUUGUGAGUUAUAUGGUUUGGUGAUGAUGAAGCUGCACUGCCCUUUUGCAGCUCUGACUAAUGUUAUUCUAUCCACCUUCAUAGACUUCUGCUUUUAAAACCUACUGGUCCCAAUCUUCCUUAAUAUACUUGAAAGGGGUUUCUUCGAUCCUAGAGGAAAAACCAGGCCAUUGGAAAUAGAAAUGGAAACUUAAAACUUUAUCUUCAGCCUCAUUUUCACCCCUGUAGACACUUCACACUGCUCCCAUGUGGGGUAUACAUAUAUUAAGUGUGACUGCCACAUGUGUGGAGAGAGGUGAAUUGAUUUAGGAAAGGUCAGAGAGCCAGAGUCAGUACUGGGAUCAGCUGUGAGGGAUUCUUGGUGCCUAGCCAGUAGAUCACAAUUUUUUGGCGUGAACAUGGUGUGCAAAAACCCUGUGGUCUGUGUUUUAAACAGCGGUAUCUCUGCGGAGGAAUCAACCUACUCACUGUAGAAGUUCUACCUGUUUAACAACAGCUCAGGCGGUUGCUCCUCCCCACCUAACUGUCUUCGUCUUUUUGUUGCUUGGAGCAUUACAUUAUGUUAAGAUCAGCCUUGGUUUCAUCCAAGCCAGAGACUAAGUAGUCCUGGUCACAAACCGGAGUAGUUUGCUCUUCCUGAGUGAUUGUUUUGGGCCCUCUGACAACCAGGGCCAGCAAAACUGCAUGUUACGGUCUCAUUUCGGAUUCUGCUGAUUCUCUCCGUGACAAUAAGAGCCCCUGGGUGCCUGUGCAACACUGAGGUCUCUGAAUUAUGGCUGUGCUUGCAACCUUAGUUACGUGGCAAUGAGUAACAGAGAGAAGAAAUCUGACCUACAGAAACGUAACACUAGCGCUCAGUGAGCUGAUCUAACUAAUUUAUGAGUUUGUUUUUUAAGCAGAAACUUUAUGGUUUUCAUUAAAGCAGAACAACUCUGCUCUGGCUUUUGCAAUUGGCCUACCUUCUGACUGUUAUUUCAGUAUUUUGGAGCUUGCCUAUAAAUAUUUUUUUGCAAAUAAAGCAAUACCAGGAAACACGCUUACUGGGUUAUGUCGUGGCUCACUAAUUAUUGUGCUGAUAGCUUAAAUCAGUUCCCUGAGUGCAAUGAGUGCACCAACUCUUGAGGGGUGGUUUAUUUUUUCCAGUUUCUACUGCUCUCUGCUGACACAUCUGUAUCCCCCCCCUAAAACAAUACUCCUGGCAAAAUAUAAGCAUAAAUUCAGCCUCCAUCAAGAAGAACAUUAAGAAGCAGUUAUUCUGGGAAACAUUGAUCCACCUGAAAUCCAUAAGGAAUCUGAAUGAGCCUGCCAGCAGUAUACUGUACUCUUGCACUCUCAACUCCACAGAGUAUAAUCCACAGAAAAGGUGCAAUGUAGCAGGGAUCUGAGGAAAGGCUACUGGGUCAUUCCUCCAGAUCGCCUUUAAAAUAGGCUGUUGGAUGGGCCAGCUCUUUCUCUUCUAAAUGUUAUUAUAACCCAUUUACACUGGGAAGCAGUGAGUUUGCUGCCAGACAGCAUACUUUCCAUCAGAACGUUUAAUUAGUGGGUGGUGCAGAGAGGUAGAGGCUCUGGUCUUCAGGCUGGGGGGAGGAAGGGAGAACAGCUAGGGUGCGUGCUGGGUGGUAUUCCUGUGCACAAGGAAUUGCACGUUUAGCAGGGAUGCCAGCUCAGCUGUGUAAGCAAAGCCUUCUGCCCACUCACCCCUCAGCAAGGGAAAUAGGAAGGGAGGCAGGUAGCCAAGAUUAGAAGGAAAGCCAGCCCAGGGGUGCAGCUGGGUCAGGCCUUUUCCUUGCCUUCCCCCCCAGCCCCGGGGGUUUUGGUUUCCACACGCAUGUGGACCACUCUAAGUUGGCCAAGCCAUCCUUGACUCUGUGCUAAACACAGGCCUGCCUCAGAGUUGAGCUCUUCUGGUCAGUGAUUUGACAAAACAAACAGGUCUUACUGCCAUAUCCUGAAGACCAAACUAGCUGCUGAACUUUAUUGGAGCAAGGGCAGGUUUGAUUUCGGGCGUGGAGAAAAGGCUGUCAUACAGGGCUGACCCAACCAAAACCUGUGCCGUAUGCCUUGGACUGCCUCUGAGUGAGAAGAGUUGUUUUUUGCCAGCAUGUGAGGAUGCAGAGCAGAAAGACCCUCUACCAACUGGGACCUUAAAUCAUCUUCUGCUCUUUCAGUUGGGGUCUAUUCAACAUCCAUAACAAAAGAACAAGAGAGGGAGACCCUCUGCAUUUCUGAGAUUUAACAAUUAUUUUAACAAGUGAGAACACCUAAGUCCCUUAGCAACGGUUCCUUGCUCUUCUCCCUGUCUGACAGCUCAGCUCUUCUUCAGCUCCUUUCAUCAGAGCAGAAGUGCCUGCUGUGCCUUACUGGCCUUGAGCCACCAUGGGACCAGUCUUUGCAGGCCCUGAAGGCUGACAGACAUCCACUGGGGUAUUACAGCAUGGAUCCAGCUCUUUUGGGAUUGGGGUGCAUUGCUCCCAUGCUCAGUGAGCAGCAGCCUGUGCUGCUUCUCACAGUGACAUGCUGUUCCCAAGGCAUGAUCUAAAAGAUCAGGGCAGAGAUCGCCUAUUUGGGCCAAUUUGGCAGUUUACCCUCGCAGGCAAAGAAGGAAAUGGAGAAGUGAGACUGCACGUGCUGUCCGGUCAGAGCAGGUAUGUGGGAGGAGGGAGGGCUGAUCAGUCCCCUCCUCAAGGGCUGCCAAGUUGAAGUGAUCUUGAUUCCCACGAAGGCAGACAGGAGAACAAGGACACGUCAGCCUAAUAUUGAAUCCUCAAAGGAACCUGCUACCAAGCUCAUCUCAGCCCAUGGAAGGGCUAUUCCUGAUUUCUUUAGGCUUUGGAUCAAGACUGUAAGAGGGUUUGAAGUCGCUGUGAUCACAGCUAGUUAUCAGGGUGGUAGACUCCUCUUCUGCAACCCACUGUGCGUAGUUGCGCAACUGUUUCAUUUAUCAGCACGCAACUAACUUUUCUGGCCAAUCAACUUCUACUUCUGUUCAGAGGAAUUAACGUCGUUUCCUGUUUCAUUGAAUAUUUCUUAAGUUCUAAAAUACCCCUUCUAAAAUACGGUAGUUUAUCUUUUGUGAUUCUGCAUUUCACAUCUUCCUUUAUGCUCUUAGACUUAUUUCUUGCCUCUUCUCCUAUGUUUUCUGUUUCUCCCAUUAGCUCUCUAAACCAAGCUCCCCAGCAUUUCUACCUAGCAAGCUCCUUCGAGCAGCUAGACACCUUCUCUAAAACAAGCCAAUCCCAGACAACCGUCCCAGCCCUUACACUUAUGCUGCUGCUAAUUUCGCCCUAAUCCAUUUUUAAAAGAGAGGGCUGGAGGACAAGGAUGGAGUCUGAGGAGGGAGUUCCUCUUUUGUCAGUCUGUCUGCAACGCUGACAGACCUGUGGCGUGACUUGCACAUUUUCUCACGAGAGGAGCUGUUUUAACUCUUCCGUGAUCACUUCAAAGAUGUUUUUUUCUGGUCUCUUGAGUUUCUAUGAUCAUUUUAUUAAACUUCCUGGCUGUGCUUCAGUAGUGGGCGACUGAACAUAGUCUUCUCUGCGUCGCACUGAUAAUAGUAAUGUGACGUUUAACGAGCACCUGUGAAGUCCUGUAGCAGGGAAGAAACUGCCAUGCCUGUGGGAAUCUUCCGGGUGUGCCUAGUGGUGAUUACAGCUAUCGUGAACCACCCACUCCUCUUCCCUAAAGAGAAUGUCACCGUCCCUGAGAACACGGAAGAAAUCAUCCAGAAGAUGAAGGAGCGAGAGGAGAGCCUUCGACUGGAGCAAUUGCGUUUGGAGCAGGAAAUUGCAGGGCAGGAAGCCAGGCAGAAGGCUCUAGAAAAGGCUGCAAAGGUAGUGGAGGAAAGCAAAGAGGAAAAGGUCCCAUGGGAUAUGUGGACUGCUAUUUCCAUGGUCAAGGACACAGGCGGUGAAGAGGAUGACAUGGCUGUCCUGGGGAAAGCUUUUAAAGGAGUGGCCUUCCCUGACAAGGUCAUCUUGGCUAGCUUCUAUGAGAAGCGCAUCCUGGGUACCACCGGAGACAUGGCCAGGAUGCGGGAGAUGGUGGAAGGCUUUGCAGAUGAUUUGCUGGAGGCCUUGAGAAGUGUUUGUAACCGGGAUGCUGACAUGGAAGUGGAGGACUGCAUGGGUGUGGGGAGCAUGUAUGAGAAUUGGAGAGUGCGUAAACCUUUUGUCUGUGACCUGAUAGUGCCUUUUGCCCCCCCGGAGCCAUACUGUUUCCGGUCUCAGACCUGGUGCUCUGGCGAUUCUUUUCCCCCAGAUGAACAAGGUUAUGGCACUAUCAAGGUCUGCAGAGCAGAUGAAGAUGUGGCAGGUUGCAUCUGUGACAAGACUAAACUGGGGGAAGAUAUGUUGUGUCUCCUCCAUAGCCAAGCCAAUACUACCAGGCCCAACAGUGAGAUGGAAGACCUUCUGUGCUUCAAAAAUACUCAGUAUCUGGAUGCGGACCAAGUCAUGAAGUGGUUCCAGAUCGCGGUCACCAAGGCCUGGAACAGAAUUUCCCACAAGUAUGAAUUUGACCUUUCCUUCAGCCUCCUGGACUCCCCAGGGGCCCUGAAGAUAAAAUUUAGGUCAGGGAAAUCAAUUGCCUUCAACCUCACCCCUGUGGUGCAGUAUGAAAACUCUGAUGUUUACUUCAUCUCUCACUUCCCUCGGAGUGGCCUGGCAGCAGACCUGCCCUCCAGCACUCACUGGUUUCUCACUUUCGCAGUAUACGAGAGGAGGUUCAUCCAGUUGGUCUCCAAAAUGCUGCCUGCCAAUGCCUGCCAUGUUAGCUGCCUUCAGAUCCUCUCCUUCCUCCACGAGAAACAGUGCAGCCUCACAGGUCCAAGCGGACUCACAAACUACCACCUGAAGACAGUGCUGCUCCAUCUGCUGCAGGCACGUCCCUGUCAGGACUGGGCCCCGGAGAAGUUGGAGGCCCGUCUGCAAGACAUGCUCAAAUUCCUGGAGAAAUGUUUGCAUGAAAAGAAGCUUUACCACUUCUUCAUUGGCAAUGGGAAGGUACCAGCAGAGCUGGGUUUCCCCAUCAUAUUCCAGAGGGCUGAGCCUCUCAACCUUUUCCGUCCCUUUGUGUUACACAGGGAUGUUUACAGGAAAACAGUGGACACGUUCCAUGAGAUGCUCAGGAACACAUCUGCACUGAUAAAUGAGUACACAGUACACAUUCCACUUGCACAUGCAAAUGGGAUCCAUAAAGAAUCCCUUUAACCAAAGCCAGCAGGAAAACACUUGUUCCUCUAACCACAAGUCAAUAGGGCAGCUUUCUGAAGCCUCCUGGAGGCAACUGACUUUGCCAGUACAGCUUGUUGUCUGCAGCUGAACCUGUCCUGGGCUGUGGUUUCUGCAGUAUGGAAGAGGGGAUAUGGGUAGAAGAGGGAGAAACUGGAAGAUGUGGUGUAAAAGUGAGUCUCUGCUCCACGGGUGUGCUGGCUGGGUUUUGUGCAGCUAAAUAUAUUUUUCUGUUUUGUCUCAGUCAUGACACAGCGGUGAUGAGCAACCAGUAUGACUAAUUUAUUCAGAUGCCUGCAAUGCAAACGGUGGUGGUGGCCCAAAAACUUCAUUUCCUUUGGAAGGGGGAGCUAAGAAAAGGGUAGAGGAAUCAAAGAAAGGAUUUUGGCAUCGCAGGAGCCUGUCUGCUUGCAAACAAACAGCAGGAGUGCUGCAACCCUCUGCAACAAAGCGCAACAUGAAACUCAGUGCUAGUGUGGGAAGGAGGGUCCCUACUGAGGUCCCUUGUGCAGAUCUCAACUGGAGAUCUUUAAAACAACUACAGUUCUUUAAUCGCAAGGGAACUGCAGUUGUAGAAAAGCUUGCUUGAUAGGACUUGCAGCAGUAAUUUAAAAAGCUUGUCCUGUCCUUUAAAACACCCCUCUCCUGCACCCUGCACAUUUAUUCUCCAUGGGGGGGAAUGUAGCAGAGCAGGCAGCAGGAUCUGUUUCUUCAGACCAUUUCAUCCGAGUCCUUCAUUUCUUUCAUGGUAAUAUGGCUAGUGGGAUUUGUCCUUGGCUGUUUUCCAUGGCCUCCUUGGAUAAAAGAGUGAAAUGCUCUUGUUGGCUUUUUGGCUUAUUUGUUUGUUUUCCUUAUCCCUGGGCAGCAAGUCUGAGAACCAGCAAAGACAGAAAUGACUGCUACAGGGUUUUGCUCUACUUUCACAAAAGAGGAAACUUUCCAAAAUUGUCCUGUAAAAAGCCCAAUCACAGCAGGUUGGUAGCGAGAGGAAAGAAUCACCCUCUAAAUGAGCUUAUGACUCUCCCAGCAUGGUUUUAAUGAGGUCAAAGCCAGCAAGAUGGCUCCAAGUUGGGAGGAGGGGAUGAAAGAGGUAUGUAUACACACAGCACAGCUUAGAAACACUGUGUCUUCUGCUCCCUUGUGAUCUGUCAUCCUUUCUGCUCCCAAGUACCCAGGCAAAAGCUGCCUGUCUGCCUCCAUGUAGGAUUUCUUCCGUCCUUCUUAACACUGCUACUCCAAUGAGGUUUGCUGUUGGGAGCCACAGCUAGUGGGCCAUAAUUUGCUGAGACCAGAGUACAAUGGAGAAAUGACAGCUUCUGCAGGCUUUCAAGACAGGGGAGAAUCUUGGGGUAUAUGCUAAAAAACUCAAUGCAGAAAUCCCCGAGGCAGAGGUGGCUGAACCCCCUCAGGAAGUAGCACGUUACUGCAGUGCCAGGGGGCUACUAAGCCCCAGCAUGGUGGCCUUCUUGGAGGAGAGGGCCCAAUAGCUCAUCACUCUCCUUUGUGUGCUUUGUGCAGGAUUCAAAUCAGGGUGUCUGUUCAGAUCUGCCUUUUGGAGGUCCCCCGAGUCCUGGCCUCCUCUGCUAAGGCCUCUUGCCUACAGUGGUCUUACAUUAGGAUUUCCUGCAAUGUGCCUGCACUAGGCUUCUCUGAAUCCUGUUUACAAGUGGACAGUUGUUCUGGUUGGUGAAACCAAUCAAGGAUGAUGUUACCAUGUGCCAUGGCUCCACAGGUCCCUCUUUCUUUAUCAGUCCUCGCUACCACAUGCAUCAGAGGGGCAAUUUAAUCCCUUGUCACUGUUAGGGUCAGCAUAUAGCAAGAGGCUCAUUAUCCAGCCUGCUGAUGAGCAAACUUUCCAUAGAAGUUUCCUCUCUACCCUCUUCCUCGUACUGACCACUUUACCACCUCAUUGAUGUCUGCUCUUGUCUGUCCCUCCAUCAGCAAGGGACAUUUUAUGUACCAAGGCAGAGAAAGCUCUAAUUCCUCUUUCCACACCUGGUUGAUAAAAAAGCAUUGGUGGCAACAGGGUGGCAAUUUCCAGUUUGCUGGAAAUUGCUGAUCCCUUUGGCUUUUAUCAUCACAGCUACAGGAUGGUUAAAUAAUAUUCCUGAGCAGAAAACGAGGGAUAGGGAAGCAAAAUGAGAGCUGGGGCUGCCGGCUCAUCCCACUAGGAGACAGCCUCGGAUCGUCAGCCUGGUGUUUGCUUCAGCAUCCUUGGCAGUCUCUGCAUGGGAGACUGCCAGGGCUGGCAGAGCAACAGGAAAGGCCUAAUUGUUAACGCUAACCAGAAGGCCCUUGGCUUUCAUCAGCACAACCAAGCAAGCCUUGCUCAGCGGGAACGGGGGCAGGAGCAAUUUCAAGGGACACAACAAGCAGGUAGUGACAAGCAGAGGCACAGGAACAGUGGGUGAAUACUGGAGCCUGGAGGCUACAUUGGAAGCUGAAUAGGAUGUUUGCAAACUCGAGUGAUUUUCCAUUGCUACCUGCUCAGGUUUUACUCUGCAGUGCCUCUAUCACAUCCAGCUUUGUGUGGGCUGCCUGCAGACAGGUCAUGCUGAAGCAGUUGUGGUCUGAGUUGCUUCUAAAUGUGUUCCCAGCGCAGCCAGAGAGAAAUGAAAAUUUCUCUGCCGUUUCCUGUCAAGGAGUCUAAAUUUAGCCUGUCCAAAGAACAGAAACAAAUUUGUGACCCAGGUCUCUCAGGAAAUGACACUCAGGGUUGAAAAAUAACUUUUAUAUAAGAUAAAGCAGGGGGAGGAUGAGAAGAAAAGGCUGUUGAACAGAAUAAUCCAACUUCCUUCUUAAAAAAUGUCAGAACAAAGCUGUUUAACAGCAGUCCUGUGGGUUUGUAAACAUGCCUAAACUUGACUUUACAACAAGUCCAGGUACUGCUGCUUACACUCAAAGGGAACCUACUGAAAAAUGGAUUGCAUCUUUUGUUUUUCAUUUUGUGUGUUUGUGUGUAUAUUUUCUCUUAAACCCAAACUGACCCUGAAACCCAAACUGACACCAUGUUCUCAUGGUGUCUGGUAGAACGCAAACUGGAACUGAAACAAGGAAUCUAUGGAUUUGACUCCCCAGAAAGAAAAUUUAUUGGCUUAAUUUUCCCACAUGCAAUAUGCUUACUUUGUCCUGAGCAUCUUUUAAGAGAUUUGUUCUAUGCAUUCAGGCUAUAAUGGAACCCACUCACGUCUUUCUGGCAGGGAGAAGUGCUCUUUGUUAAUAAGCUCCAGUAAGCUUCAGGGUGGAGAUCUUUUUAAGUCACAUACCCAGAGGUAUACACUUGUCCCGUCUGGGGAGAUGUGGGUACACAGCAUUUCCCUGGAUCAGACUGCAGCUGUGCUACAAGGAGGUCAUGAUAUGAAGAACAUCCUUCCUUGCAAUGCUUUGUCCCUUUUGUAGUAAAUCUUUGUCCACCGAGUACCAGCCCUGUUAGUAACAGGCCACAUUCACAUUUCAUAAAAAAGGUUAAGAAGUCAGUUCAGCUCCAUCAGCUGUCAGCCAGUGAAAAUGGCCUAAGACUUUUUACUGGUGGCCACGUUUAGUUCUGCCUUGACUGAAGUCUUGCUGGGUAUUCACCGGAAGCAGCUUCAAAGGGCAGGGGUGGAGGUGGGGUUUUGUUGUUUAAAGCGAAUAACAUCAUUCUUUUAAAACUGAACAGUGCAUGACAUGUGAGCAACAAACACACAUCAUCUCUCUGGUAACGCCCUCAUCACUGUGAGAGAUCCUAAGAAAGGGUGAUCUGCCUACCCAGACCCCUUUCUUGUGUCUCAGUACUGUUCUUGCUCUUUGUUAACCAGAUGAACUCCUACUGCCUUCUGCUGGUUUCCAGCCACUCUCUCCACCCUCAACUUGUGGUUUCAAUAUUUUGUUACAGGCUCUUUGAAAGCAGUGGAAUUAGUGGUGGGUUGAUAACAUCCACUGAUCUACAACGUAGCCUCAGGAGCCAUUCACCUUUCAGAAAUGUCUUGGUCUAACGUUGUUAUUACUAUGCAGGAGCUGAACGUCAUCUAAGAGGAGCUGUGCAGAGUUCACUCUUUACUAUGUGCCAACUGCACGAUAUGGCUUCUCUCUCUGGGCUGUUCUGCAUACAGUAGUUAU